CAGGAUAUGUGUCAGCCGAUUUACUGCCCAGAAGGAAUGUUUCGAACUCCAAAUGGUUGCACUUAUUUUGCAUUGAAGUGGUUUGCCCCAUGGGCGAUGAUUCAAAUCAAGCUUCUACCAAAAACUGGAACCAUGCUAGCUGAAACAGAUCUGCUAUUACUUGGACACGAGGAGCGACGAAGGCCAUUAAUGUUGUUGAAAGUACCAUGCCGUAAAGUAAGGAUUUCAAGUGUUGAACUGUUUUAUUCCACCUCGGUGAAUACAAUAAAUCAAAAGGCAAAUGGAAACGAAACAUCAAGAUAUGUAACGUCACUCAUUGCAAGAGUUUGGAAAUCUUUUGAUUAUUACACUGGGAUGGAUCCAUCCGUUAUUAUUCCUUUAUUCCAUAAAUGUGCUACUGGCGUCUGGGAGGUUAAAUUGUGGAACAAAGUUUAUAGAUUCGAUUCGUAUUUUGAUAAAUACAAUGUAUAUAUUCAAGAUGGACAGGCAAGAAAGACAAAAUGGCCGCCAGAUGGAAAAUCUACUUUCACAGAAGCUCCGGCUGACAAUGCUUUGUACACAAAAUUAGCAGAAGGUCCAACUAGUGUCUCCGAUUUUAAAUACGUUGGUAUUAACCUGAAGAAGCCUUACUUUUGUAAUCAGGUACAAUUGCCAAGCAAUGACAUCCGUGUAAGACCCGGAGAAAUUUUCAUUAUUUCCCGUAAUAUCACUCUUGGAAAUAACGAAUACAUUGUAAAUUACCCAAUGAAACUGAUAAAUGACAAAGUGCGUGCUUUUAACGAGUCAACAUUUUCUGUUUGUUCCGAAGACUAUUAUCAUACAAGAAACUACGCAAGUACGACAAGAAGAAAUGACGGUUUCUGGAGGAUUGUUAACGGACUUCUUUUAAGCUAUAUAACUCAGUUAUCUUUUAAGUAGUCAAUGAAGUUUUAA
This is a messenger RNA of Ruditapes philippinarum (Manila clam), 933 nucleotides long. RefSeq lists its product as uncharacterized. The transcript is spliced from 2 exons. NCBI's taxonomy places the organism in Eukaryota, Metazoa, Mollusca, Bivalvia, Venerida, Veneridae. The coding region runs from base 7 to 918 and encodes 303 amino acids. The record is from RefSeq and is a predicted model, not a curated record.